Messenger RNA from Vigna angularis (adzuki bean), 1966 nucleotides. Its product is annotated as CASP-like protein 4A3. The transcript has 3 exons. Bases 893 to 1717 code for a protein of 274 amino acids. NCBI's taxonomy places the organism in Eukaryota, Viridiplantae, Streptophyta, Magnoliopsida, Fabales, Fabaceae. The record is from RefSeq and is a predicted model, not a curated record.
UUUUGGAGACGUGUGAAGAGAUAAAAAGGUGUCUCGUGAGAAAGCAAGUGCUCCAUUAUGUAGCAGGUUGCUUUCAGUGAUGUAUUUUAUAGUUAUUUUUAGGACCUUAGAUGUUUGCACAAGAAUAAGUUGCAUUAAAAUGCGCAAUGGGAACCUUUACAAUGGAAGCUGAGUUAAAGUAAGAGAUAUUGUCUUCUUUUCUUCUUCUUAUUACACGAUAGUGAGUUCACUGAAACGAAAUCAAGUUACUUUUCUCCAUUUGAAAAGGUUUGUUUAUAUUUUAAUCGGGCCCGCAUCGAUUUUCUUCGUCCUUUUCAGAAUAACCACGACGACUUAAAUAUAGCACCAAGAAAAAGUUAUGUAUCUCCAUUGCUACAGAUAACUAACCCAAUCUUUUCAUCUGUCAUAUUGAUACUUUUGUCUUUUCAUCAUUAAUUAAUCAGCGUAUUUAUGAUAGUAAAUGUUAAAAAUCAAGAUAAUACCUUAAUGAAUGGAAAUAUUAUUUGUUAUUUUUAGUUGGUAACUUAAGACUUAUAAAAUUUAAUUUAAAAUAAAGAUAAAGGCUGUUAUAAUAUAAUUAGAAAUAGAAAUUAAAAAGUGGUUGGUUUAAAAGGCAACAAUUAUAGCUUUUCCUUUUAGACUAACACAGUCAGUAGAGCACUAGAGACAGUGAAGUAACCGAGGUGGCACGUCUUGCGCUAAGGAACAAUGACGAAAAACUAAAACAUCCUUCUUUUUCUUUUCCCACCACCCAAACCAACCUUUUUCCUUUUUCAUUGCAAUUCACUUUUGUUUUUUCUCACUCGUCGUCUUUCUUUUAUAAUCUUCGCUUCACCACACCAAUGCAAACGGAAAAGGAAGAAUCGCAACUCACAAGGAUCACACCGUCGUCAUGAAAAAAUCGCUCUCCAAAGGCUCGGAGUCGUCCACUCAGUUGGACUCGCCGCUCCAAUUCCACUCGCCGAUGCGGUGGGACGGGACCGAUCCGCCGGAGUCUCCGGAAUACCGAUCGCCGGGAAACUUGACGGAAAGGCAUGCGGACCACUCUAUGGCAAUCGUCACCGUCGGCAACCUCAAGCAGCUCGUUCCGGACAAGCGCGCGGAGCACCGGAAGCCACCGGAAAAUAUGCCGCCUCCGUUGAGGGUGUUCAACGGCACGGUGACGGAGGAGACGCAGCGUCCGGCGGCGAAAGCGGCUCCUGCGAUGGUUGGAGGCGAGAGGAGAUCGAGGUCGUCCGGGUGGACUACGGAGGAGACGGUGUGCAAGGCGGCCCUAGGGUUCCGGCUGAGCGAGAUGGUGGUGUGUCUGAUUUCGUUUUCUGUUAUGGCGGCGGAUAAGACGCAAGGAUGGAGCGGUGACUCCUUUGAUCGCUAUAGAGAAUAUAGGUACUGUUUAUCUGUGAAUAUAAUUGGAUUUGCAUACUCAGCGUUGCAAGCAUGUGAUCUGUCAUGUCAACUUGCCACGGGUAAACACUUUAUCAGUCACCACCUUCGCAACCACUUUGAUUUCUUCAUGGAUCAGGUUCUGGCUUAUCUUCUGAUAUCAGCAUCAUCAUCUGCAGCCACACGGGUUGAUGAUUGGAUAUCGAAUUGGGGGAAAGAUGAGUUCACAGAAAUGGCCACUGCUUCAAUUGCAAUGUCCUUCCUCGCUUUUCUUGCCUUUGCUAUGAGUUCACUCAUCUCUGGUUACACCCUAUGCAACCGCAGCUCCAUGUGAACCUCACACCUACUUCUCCUCCCAACUUCUCUUCUACCGUGAUGGAAUAGAGUAAUACUUGUUUGAAACUGAUUUGAUACAUGAUUUAUCAUCACAUCCAAGAACCCCAAAAACGUGGAAGCAAGAACGUGGAAAACAACAUGAACUGUGCUUCCAAACAUGUAAAGAAAUUGUUGAUGCUCGAGAGUUUGUACUGUACUGACGGAUUUAUGUAUAUACACAGUUUCAGUAUAUUGUUCGUGUUCCAAA